AUGUGCACAUUUGAAAACAACGCACAAGACCACAAAUGUCAUGUAUGUGAAUUUCCCAAAAAGGGUACUGUUUCCAAGACAACUAGUGAUUCAAGUCAAAACAGAGAGAACUCAAGACCAGAGAAUGGAGCUGUUAAUAAAAUCAGACCAAAGAGUGAAGGAGAUGCUUUAACAGGUGCUAAAGGUAACAAAAAUGAGUGGAAAUGUAAGAGAUGUACAUUGUUGAAUUCUGCUGGAUCUGAAAGGUGUUCUGUGUGUGAAUCCCCAAGAAAACCGCCCAGCCCUAGUCUACCAGGUACUCUAAGUCGACAAGAAAGUUCACUGAUGGAAGAUUUAUUGAAAUUAGAAGUCGAGGAAGCUCUGGAUAGAUUGGAAUGUAUCAGACUGUUCUGUAAACAGAAUAAAGAGGUAUUUGUUGACGAUUCGUUUCCUCCUGCUCCUAAAUCACUGUAUGUUGAUCAUAAAUCCAAACUGGUAGCUAGAAAUAUACAAUGGUUGCGUCCCCAUGAAAUCACACCUUAUUAUCAAGAUGAGAAGUCAUUAAAGUGGGUUAUUUAUAGGACACCCAUGCCAGAAGAUAUUUCUCAGGGAAUUCUUGGUGAUUGUUGGUUUUUAAGUUCAUUAGCUGUAUUAGCAGAAAGACCAGAGCUAGUAGAACGUAUUAUAUUGACUAAAGAUUAUUCAUAUGAAGGUGGAUAUCAAGUGAGGUUAUGUAAAGAUGGAAUGUGGACUGUUGUUUUAAUUGAUGACUUUCUACCAUGUGAUCAGAAUGGAAUGCUGGUAUUUUCUCAGGCUAAAAGAAGACAGUUAUGGGUGCCUCUGAUAGAGAAGGCAAUGGCUAAGUUACAUGGUUGUUAUGAGGCUCUGGUUGCAGGAAAAUGCAUUGAGGGCUUAGCAACACUAACUGGUGCUCCUUGUGAAAGCAUCAAUUUACAGGGAGAUUCAACUCAGGGAAGAGUUAUAGAACCUGAUUUAAUCUGGGCCAAGUUAUUAAGUUGUAGAGAUUUAAAAUUUUUAAUGGGAGCAUCAUGCGGUGGAGGGAAAAUGAAAACAGAUUUUAACCAUUUUCAAGAACUAGGUUUGAGAUCUCGACAUGCUUAUUCUAUAUUGGACGUACAAGAUGUGGAAGGAAACAAAUUAUUACGAUUAAGAAAUCCAUGGGGUCGAUUUUCCUGGAAAGGUGAUUGGUCUGAUAAAUCAAGUAAAUGGCACACUAUUAGUUCUACUGUACGAAACAAUUUAAUGAUACAUGGUGAAACCGAAGGAGUUUUUUGGAUUUCAUUGGAUGAUUUACUCAAAUAUUUUGACAGUAUUGAUGUAUGUAAAAUUAGACCUGAUUGGAGAGAAACUAGAAUACAAGGUGUUUUCCCUAGAAAUGCUAUGGAACCAAUGAAGAUUGUAAAAUUGACCGUAUUUUAUACCACAGAGCUGGAACUAGGCCUGUUUCAGGAGGGAAUUCGUGGUAAUGAGAGUACAACAUUAGACCUAUGUCUAGUUGUCCUACGUGAAGUUAAAAAUACAUCGACAGCAGCUGGUCGUGUUGUAGGUGGAAGUAAACGUGAAUUAAAAAGUUUUAUAGGUUGUAAUAUGAUGAUAGAACCAGGAGAGUAUUUGGUCAUGUGUCUGGCUUUUAACCAUUGGACACUUGGUAAGUUACUUUCAACAUACAAUUCAUGGGAAAUUGAAAUGCUGAAUAUCCCAAGUAGCAGUCCAUUACAUCAUUAUGUAUUAUCAAUACAUAGUUCUAAAGCUGUAAUGGUGGAUGAGAUUACAACUUAUAGAAAUAGACUAUAUGAACAUAUCUUACCUGAUGCUAUAAUACAACUCUGUAUUGCUCAUGGUCAUGCUCAAGAGAUAAGAGAUGGAGUAACAUUAUAUAAUCUAAUGAAUGGAUGGGCCGGUGGUAUUUUUAUGGUUGAAAACCGGCUGCCACAGAAUUAUGUCCAAAUAUGGUGUGAGUGUAAUGAUAGUAGUAAUGUUGUAUCAACAAGAGGAGAAUUAGAAACUAAAGAUGCUGUUCCAGCCCUCAGCAGACAAAUAUUAAUGGUGUUAUCCCAUUUAGAAAGAACACAACCAUAUCAUUUAUCCCGUGUUAUAAAGAAUAGAUUAUCAACCAAUCAACCAGGGCUGGGUAACUGGGGUAGUCCUGUCUGUAAUAAUAGUCCUUCAUUGUCACCUACUAUAGCUUUAUUUCAUUCACCAAGACCACUGUAA
Molecule: messenger RNA, 2214 nt
Organism: Lottia gigantea (owl limpet)
Lineage: Eukaryota; Metazoa; Mollusca; Gastropoda; Lottiidae
Exons: 13
Coding region: 1-2214 (737 amino acids)
Biological process (GO): proteolysis
Cellular component (GO): cytoplasm
Molecular function (GO): calcium-dependent cysteine-type endopeptidase activity
Source: RefSeq, a predicted model, not a curated record